AUGACUUCCUCUGUUAACAUAGUAGAGAGAUCGAGCUCAACCUCCAGCUCCAGCUCCAGCUCCAUCUCCAUCUCUCAUCAUCAUCAGCAGCAACCAGAGUGGUUGCUAUCAAUACUGGCCGAGACCAACCAGCAAGAAACACUACUUGGAGAGUCUCAAAGAAAGCCAAGAAUUUACAAGGUUCCUUCAAUUCUUCGUGACAUCCAAACACAUGCAGAUUCUUUUGAUCCUAUGGUAGUCUCUUUUGGUCCUUAUCACCAUGGCAACCCUAAACUUGCCAUGAUAGAGGACCUCAAGGUCACAAUAGCUAAGCAGUUAGUAUCAGGAAGAAACCUUCAAGAAUUCUCCAAUUUCGACGAAGUAGCUCGUGAUGCGAGAGAGUAUUAUGAUAAGGAAUUAACAGAUCGAUUCAGCGAAGAAGAUUUUCGGCGUAUGAUGUUCCUUGAUGGUUGUCUUCUCCUCUAUUCAAUUGAUUGUAUAAUGAACCCUACUGAGGAGGAUUCUAGGAUCAAGAACAACCAAAUGGCUUUUAUCUCAAGAGACAUUCUCUUGCUUGAGAAUCAACUCCCUUAUAUAGUUCUCCACACCUUGAUGAGCUACAAUAUCCCUAGAGAACAUAAAGGAGAAAAUUUGGUCCAUAAAUUCAUCAAAAGAAGCCGAAGCAAUCAGCACUUGUCAUUGCCGCCGCCGUCGUCGUGGGAGAAUCUGCAAGAUCAACCCCCUCAUCUCCUUCAUCUUCUUAGGGAAGAGCUUGUUGGUACAGUACCUACUCAUCCUCAUGAACCAAUUAACCCUUUAGACGAAUUCAACGAUUGGCAUUCGUUUCGAUCCGUCUCUGAGCUUAGGGCUGGGGGAAUUGAAUGCAAGAAAAGUGGUAGUUCAAGCUUGAAAGAUGUAAGUUUCAAUCCUCAGAGCUUUCAUGGAGAUCUAUCUCUUCCUCCAAUUGUUGUUGAUGACAAUACCAAAUCUAUGUUCUUAAAUUUGGUUGCUUAUGAAGCAAGCCCUGAUUUUACUAAUGAUUAUGCUGUCACCUCUUACAUAUGUUUUAUGGAUGCACUUAUUGAUCAUGCUGAAGAUGUUAAAUUGUUGAGAUCAAAGGAAAUACUCCUUAACUUACUUGGAAGUGAUGAAAAAGUGGCUGAUCUCUUCAAUGAUUUGGCAACCAAUUUGGUUCCAAACCCUAAUGAGUAUAGAGAUGUUAAGGGAAAUAUUGAGAAAUAUUACAAGAAAAAGAGUGUGAUUUGGAUAACAGAAAUGUUGGAAACACAUUUCAGAAGCCCAUGGACUGCUCUUGGUUUCCUUGUUGCUUUGGUUAUUAUUCUUCUCACCUUUGUUCAGUCUUACUUUUCAAUCUUCCCUAGAGGUGGUGGUGGUGGAGAUCAGCAACGUUCAAGAACUCCAGCAAGGAAAAUUCCUUACAACAACUAGU
This is a messenger RNA of Telopea speciosissima, 1429 nucleotides long. Its product is annotated as UPF0481 protein At3g47200-like. Lineage: Eukaryota; Viridiplantae; Streptophyta; Magnoliopsida; Proteales; Proteaceae. The record is from RefSeq and is a predicted model, not a curated record. Bases 1 to 1428 code for a protein of 475 amino acids. The transcript has a single exon.